Messenger RNA from Phycodurus eques (leafy seadragon), 912 nucleotides. It is a transcript of the gene mrpl47, whose product is annotated as mitochondrial ribosomal protein L47. NCBI's taxonomy places the organism in Eukaryota, Metazoa, Chordata, Actinopteri, Syngnathiformes, Syngnathidae. The transcript is spliced from 7 exons. Gene Ontology annotation, biological process: mitochondrial translation. Gene Ontology annotation, cellular component: mitochondrial ribosome; mitochondrial large ribosomal subunit. Gene Ontology annotation, molecular function: structural constituent of ribosome. Bases 15 to 791 code for a protein of 258 amino acids. The record is from RefSeq and is a predicted model, not a curated record.
GAUACAUUGCAAAGAUGGCGACGUCCUCUUCAACCAGACGCGUUUUCAGUCUUUGCAAACAGUUGCAGACUGUUUGUCGAAUAUCUUCGCAGAUAAAUAUUCAACGACGUACAGCUAGUUUGACACAUCUCAACCCUUAUAUUUGCAGGGAAAAGUUACCACAUGUUGCCCAGUUUUGGUACAGUCGCAGCAUCCCGCUGGUUCAGUGUCGCGCCUUGCACACAAGCAUUCAUAGAAGGGGGCUGGAUGAGUUCUUUGACCUCCCUGAGAACUGGGGAGAAAGCAAGGUGAAAUCAGGUGCACCAUGGACUGCCAAACAACUGAGAACAAAGAGCAACGAGGAUUUGCACAAACUCUGGUAUGUGCUGUUGAAAGAAAAGAACAUGCUGCUCACACUGGAGCAGGAAGCGAGAAGACAAAGGGUUCCGAUGCCAAGUCCGGAGAGACUACGGAAGGUGCAGCGAUCCAUGAUCAGGCUGGAGACGGUGGUGAUGGAGAGAGAGACUUCACUGCGUCUACUCCAAAUGGGCCGGGAGAAGGGGAGACCAGGCGCCUGGAGGAGGAACGUGUUUGGAUAUGUUUAUUGGUAUCGAUUCAAAGAGUAUGCCAUUCCUUGGUAUAUGAAUAAAAGAUACAAGCGUAAGAGGUUUUACACACCCAAGUUUGUUGAACCGCACAUCAGGUUACGGAUUGAGAGGUUCCUUCGGGAGAAGUACAGGAAAGCAAACAUGGAAAAGAAAAAGCUCGCCAAACUUCAAGGAAGGUUCCCCCAGAUGAAGGUUCCAGCAUGAAAACCAAGUCAUUCGUCCUGUAGAAGUCACUGUCACCACGCUUCAUUGAAGAUAGACUUGAAACUGUUGAGUGAACUGAAGUAACCUUUGUGAUGAUGUACGAUAAACUAUUACCUUACAA